AUGCUUUUUCUCGACUACCUUCUGGUUGCGGCUGGCCUGCUGGCCACCGCUCUACCUACAGCCGAGGGAUAUGCUAGUAAAAGGUCACAAAUGGUUCGCACUGUCGUUACAACCGACAUGGAGCAAGACGACCUAGCCUCCCUGGUCCGCUAUCUGCUCUACACCAAUGAGCUCGAUACCCAGGGUAUUAUUUACACAGCUAGUCGAUAUCAUUGGGCCGGGGAUGGGAAUGGUACCAAAUUCUUUCUUUCUGACAGAGAAUACACCACCCCACAAUGGGCAUGGCGUUGGACCGGUACGCGGACCAUCCAGGAUAAAGUCCUCCAGGCGUAUGCCGAGAUUUAUCCCAAUCUGAAUUGCCACGAUCCUUUUUACCCCACGCCGGAUGAGUUGCUUUCUAUGGUCAAGAUUGGCAAUAUUGAUUUCGAAGGUGAAAUGGAGCAUGACACCGAUGGUUCGAAUCAUGUCCGGUCAUUGCUACUAGAUGAUGACCCACGACCUUUAUACCUGCAGGCAUGGGGUGGAACCAACACUAUUGCCCGUGCCCUCAAAUCAAUCGAGGAGCAAUACUCAAAGUCCCAGCAUUGGAAUAGCACUAGAGAAUUUGUCUCCCGCAAGGCUAUCAUCCUGGCUAGUGGCUUCCAGGACGAGACAUACACAAAUUACAUCGCUCCCAACUGGCCACAGAUUCGCGUCGAGGAGCUGUCAGCUGGAUACAAGACGUGGGGAUACAACUGCCAGGGCUCAGGCAAUCCCCGUGGCUACCCAGAUGACGAAGAAUACUUUUCGGGUGACUGGAUCAAGGCGCAUAUCGAAACCGGGCCAUAUGGGAAACUCUAUCGUUCUUGGCUCGAUGGCCAGUCCAUGCCUGGUGACCCCGAGGAUGUAUUUGGCAACUUGACAGAGCUAGAAUCUUCAAGCCAGUGGUGCAAAUCUACUGGCCCAUACGGAUUUUUGUCCGAGGGUGAUAACGUGGUGUUUAACCCCUUGUUGACGACCGGCCUCCAAGACCCAACUAAUCCAGCGCUUGGUGGCUGGGGCGGCCGGUCCGUUCAGAACAGCACCUCACCAAAUCUGUGGGAGAUGGUCAGUAAAGAGAAGAACCAAAAUGGUGAUGACGUUGCCUACUAUACAACGAAUCGCUGGUCGGCUGCAGUCCAGAAUGACUUUGCGGCUCGCAUUCAGUGGACAUUGACGGCGAACUAUACUCGCGCCAACCAUGCGCCCAAUGUCGAGUGUCUGAAUGGAACUGCAGUAAAGGCGCAGGCAGGGAAGACGGUCAUCCUCGCAGGUUCAGUUAGUGACCCGGAUCUCGACGAUGUCACCACAUCCUGGUGGCAGUUCUUCGAAGAAGGCACAUACCCAGGGUCUGUGACUGUGACUGAUCGUGGGGAUCAUACUGCGAAUAUCGAGAUCCCCGCCGACGCAAAGGCUGGCCAAACCAUUUCCAUGAUUUUACAAGGGACGGAUAACGGGAAAUUCCCAUUGACCCGAUAUAGUCGCACCUUCAUUCAUGUGAUCUAA
This is a messenger RNA of Penicillium cataractarum, 1524 nucleotides long. Its product is annotated as DUF1593 domain-containing protein. The record is from RefSeq and is a predicted model, not a curated record. The transcript has a single exon. Gene Ontology annotation, molecular function: hydrolase activity, hydrolyzing N-glycosyl compounds. The coding region runs from base 1 to 1524 and encodes 507 amino acids. Lineage: Eukaryota; Fungi; Ascomycota; Eurotiomycetes; Eurotiales; Aspergillaceae.